CAUGGAGUCUCGCAGGGACAAGACUCGACGGGAUCCAAGCGGGCUUGCAACCUGUAUGUAGCGGCCCACCUUGCUAGUAUGAGCCGUCGUAUUAUUGGCCGCACAACAGGAUACCACAAGCAACCACAUCAGCAGCCGCGAAGCUUUGAGAGCAACUGUCUACGAGAGACGAAGCUGGUCGCGCAAUCGCGGGCGCUUGAAUCACGAGCCCGGAAGGCCCCGCCUUAAUACAAACGCUGGCAUGCUUAUACAGAACGCAGGACAACUACUCGUUUAACCAAACUACAACCUGCACUGCAGACCCAACUCGUAAAGACCAGUCCAUCUUUUGCAGCAACGAAGCCCUCGUCGGGCAAUCUCUUGGAUCAACGAGCAAUAUCAGGACCAUUACAAGCGUAUAAACAACUUGUCGACGCCGUCGCCUCUCGCUGACUGCUCCUCUUCUCGCAUCGGGCCUCCGGGGCCGGUGCAGAGGCGACGAACGCUCGCGCUGCUAGCAAUGCAUAGACGUAGAGGUGCCGCAGCUGCGGCAGCCGUGCCGCACGCUGGCGCAGCCGCUGGUGCGGGGCCAGCGCUCCUGCUGCUGGCGCUGUUGUCUGCGGCGGCGCUUCCUCGCUGCGUGUCGCCGUGCGGGCACCACGUGGUGUCGGGUGAGGUGCGGGACCUGGUGGCGCUGCACCUGGCGCACCAGGCCGCGCACCCGCUCAGCGGCGCCUGGGGGGCGGCGCUGCGCGUGGGCGGCCGCCAGCAGCAGCAACAACAGCAGCAGCGUGUACAUGAGGGCCAUGAGGAGCAGGAGGAGCGCGAGGAGUCGGAGCAGGGGCUGCAGCAGCAGGAGGUGGUUGUGGACGUGCUGGGGCGCCUCCGGCACCAGCACGAGCACGACCACGGCAGCCACGGCCACGACCAUGGUCACGACCACCAUGACCACAAGCACGAGCAUGAGCAUGAGCAUGAGGAGCACGAGGAUGAGCAUGACCACGACCACGAGCAUGAGGAGGAGCACGACCAUGACCAUGAUGAUGAUGAUGAUGAUGAGGAGGAGGACGAGGACGAGGAGCAGGACGCGGAGGAGGAGGAAGGCAGCCUGGCCAUUGAGCGCCGCCGCCUGCAGCAGACCGUCCCCCCUCCCGCGCCGCUGCGGCUGGCGGUGAGCUACCAGCACCUGGAGGCGCUGGACGCGGGCCAGCAGCAGAUGCUGACGCGGGUGGUGGAGGCGGUGCGCCGCAUCCUGCAGAAGUUCAUCUCGGUGCAGCGGCCGCCCAGCGGCGCCAUGCUGGCCGACCCCUACUGCCUGUCGUACUCCUCCACCCGCGGCUGCCUGUCCUACUACCCCGACUUCGUGUCGCGCCGCCCCGCGCCCGACAACCUGCUGUGCGGCCUGGCCACGGUGCGGCCGGAGCACGUGGUCAACCCCGCCAACUGCACCCGCCGCGCCUCGCUGGCGGACGUGCUGGCGCUGGGCAGCGGCACCUCGGGGCCCGCCAGCGGCGCGGGCGGCGGCGCCAGCGGCUACGGCUCGGGCUGCAGCAGCUAUGCGGGCACGCCGGGCGAGGCGGCGGACAUGUACAUGUACAUCACCGCGGUGCAGAACAGCGACUGCGACGCCGGCGCCGCGGCCUGGGCGCGGCCCUGCCUGCUGGACCUGGGCAACAACCGGCCGCUGAUGGGCGCCGCCAACAUCUGCCCGCCCGCGCUGUCCAUGCUGGACGAGUCCAGCCUCACGGCGGUGCUGGCGCACGAGAUGAUCCACGCGCUGGGCUUCACCGAGUCCAUGUUCAACCUGACGCGGCGGCCCGACGGCAGCCCGCGCCCGCAGUCCGAGGUGGUGGCCAGCGCCGUCAUCGACGGCCGGACCGUCAGCCGCCUCAUCACGCCGCGCGUGCGCGACGCGGCGCGCGCGCACUUUGGCUGCGACAGCCUGGCCGGCGCGCAGCUGGAGAACGAGGGCAGCGAGGGCAGCGCCGGCAGCCACUGGGAGUACAACCUGUUCCAGGGCGAGGUGAUGGUGGCCUCCACCAUCUUCGCCGCGGACGGCUCGCCUCCCGCGCUCAGCAACCUGACGCUGUCGUACCUGGAGGACACGGGCUGGUACGUGGCCAACCGCAGCUCGGCGGGCCUGCUGGCCUGGGGCGCGGGCGCGGGCUGCGCGCUGCCCGAGAAGAGCUGCCAGCAGUACAUGGCGGCGGUGCCGGACCAGCGCCUGUUCUGCGACGCCUCCAACCCGCCCACCAGCGGAGACGGCUCGCCCGCCUUCCGCUGCAGCGACGACUUCAAGUCCACGGGCGUGUGCCGCUCGCUCAACUUCACGGGCGGCUGCGGGCUGCUGCUGAGCCGCAACGCCGCGCAGACCUGCACCAGCCCCGACGCCACCUACGACAUGCCCGACGUGUUCGGCUGGGGCACCGGCUCCAACUCCGGCCGCUGCUUCCCCGUGGUGUACCGCUUCAAGGCCGCCGCCGCCAACAGCAUCUACACCUUCCCCGGCACAGGCGUGGACGGUGACGUAGACGCGGCGUGCUUCGACACGGCCUGCUCGGCGGACGGCAGCCGCGUGUACGUCAAGAUGUUUGGCCAGUCGUUCGAGUGCCCCGCCGGCCAGUACCUCAACCUGGCCUCGCUGCUGCCCAGCCGCUACCGCGCCGGCCGCAUCGGGCCCUGCCCGCCCGCCGCCUCGCUGUGCGCCACGCAGAGCUGCCCUGCCGCCAGCUGCACCCCCGGCGGCGGCGACUGCCUCAACGGCCAGUGCUACUGCCGCCUGGCCUUCACCGGCCCCUCCUGCAGCGUCAACCUCAUCACCGGCCAGGCCAUCACCAACGACGCCACCGGCACCUCCCCCGGCUCCGGCAGCGGCACCAACGGCACCAGCUCGGGCGGCAGCGGCACUAACGGCACCUCCUCCGGCUCCUCUUCGCCGCCUCCUGCGGCGGUGUGGACGCAGGUGGUGCAGCUGAGCCUGUCGCUGUACAACCCGGUGGGCGACGUGACGGCGCGCAGCAGCGCCCUGCUCGCCACCAUCGCCUUCUGGGCGGAGCUGCCCACCGCCGCGGUGCGCCUGGCGCUGGUGGCCGCGUCCGGCAACAGCACCAGCACCAGCAGCGGCGGCGGCGGCAGCAGCGGCAACAGCACCGCUGGGCCGCAGCUGUCGGCUGGCGAGGGCAACGGCGGCGCCACCACCAUCACACAGGCCGGCCAGGCGUACGAUGCCACAGCCGCCUCCUCCCCGCCGCCAGCCCACCGCCACUCCAGCCGCCACCUGCUGGACAACAGCACCUCCCCCUCGCCCAGCCCCAGCCCCGCGCCCUCUCCGCCUGCGCCGCCCCAGUCCAUGGUGGUGACGCACCUGACCAUGCCCUCCUCCCGCGCCACCACCAUCCUGGUGGGCCGCCUGCGCGACGGCACCCAGGUCAGCCAGCUGUUCUCGGCCCUGGCCGCCGCCGGCUUCGCCACGCAGCCGUCCAGCCUCACCGUCGCCACGCUGCUCACCAAGGCCACCACCAGCCCGCCGCCGCCGCCGCCCGGCGGCUCCAGCGGCCGCCCCGGUGCCACGGCGGCUCCGGCCUCGGCCAGCGAGGACAAGUCCAACAGCCGCAUGGUCAUCAUCAUCGCCAUCGCCGCGGGCGCGGUGGCGGCGAUCGGCAUCAUCGCCGCGCUGGUCACGAUCGCCGUGGUGCGCCACCGCCGCGCCCGCCGCCACCAGCAGCAGGCCAGCCAGCAGGCCGCCAUGCAGCAGUACCUGGCGCCCGCGGCGCCGCCCGCCGUGCCGCCGCCCUCCAAGCGCGCGGCGCGGUACACGUACCAGCAGGAGCCGGCGCCGGGCGGCCCCGUGCCGCCGGCCCCGCCGCCGCCGUACAUGGCGCACCCCCCUCAGCCUCCUCCUCCUGCUGGCGGCUUCAGUGCGCUACCCACCUCGGCCCCUGCCUCCGCGGGCGGCGGUGCUGCCUACUACCCGGCCGUGCCGGCGCCAGCGGCCUGGAACCAGACGCCGCCGCGGGGCAGCGCCCCGCAGCCGGCUGCUGCGGCCGCCGGCUCGCCUAGCAACGUGCCGUCCGGGUACGCCCACUACGGCGCGCGCGCUGGCUCGCCGCCGCAGCAGCCGCAGCCGUCGCCUCCCGCGUACGGCGGCCAAUAUGCGUCGUACCGGUAGUGGACCGCUGGCCGCCAGAUGAGCGUUUGCCGCUGUUUGUGGGAUGUGUGAGCUGUUCGGUGUGCCUGUGGUUUGGUGUGGUGGGUUGCUGGAUGAUGGUGUUCGCGGUUACUGUUGUGCAUGCAUGCGCCUCACAUGUCGCAUACGGGUGGUGUGAUCCUACAUGUUACAUGUAUAUCAAGUGAGAGACGCGAGAUGCCAUAUUCAUGUCUUGCUUUUGUUUCGGGCAGUGCCUCCGGUCUAUCCCCCAUCCCUCACUUCCUGAUGACCCUUCAUCCUGCUUGCGAGUGUGAUUCCACCAAACAAGAGUGACGAGUGACGCUCCUGCAGCAAGGGCUGCGGCCCCGCUGGGUUGUGGAGGAAGCUGCCGUAUUGCCUAUGCUGCAGCUGCUGGAGCUGCUGAAGCUACGGGCGGAUAUUGUUGAAUACGCAGUGCGAUCAACCAAUGCUGCUAGUACGUAUAUACGAGUUGGCCGCUGCCCUUGUUUAGGAGUCAGACGCCGACGGUACAAGACAUUUAGCUGCUUUUCCUAGUUGGUUGGGCCCAGAAGCGUGUGUAGCUGUUACCGUGGCGUGCACGCAGUGAGCCUGGGCAAGUGGGUAGCUGGGCCUCAGCUUUUUGUGAUGCUCUGAAGGCGGUAGAGUUUAGACAGCCAUAGGACGGAAUGCCAGGGCGGGCAAGGCGGCCCGAAAAUCAUUUGAUUCAUGACAAUGUGGGAAUGCCUAGGCCCUGAGUCCGAAGAACUCAAUCCUCAAGGCACCCUGUUGCUCGUGCGGACGAGCGCAGAAAGCAGAUGCAAUCAUGCAAGGCCUCUGUAACACACGGAGGCC
Messenger RNA from Chlamydomonas reinhardtii, 4978 nucleotides. RefSeq lists its product as uncharacterized. Gene Ontology annotation, biological process: proteolysis; cell adhesion. Lineage: Eukaryota; Viridiplantae; Chlorophyta; Chlorophyceae; Chlamydomonadales; Chlamydomonadaceae. The record is from RefSeq and is a predicted model, not a curated record. The transcript has 5 exons. The coding region runs from base 500 to 4147 and encodes 1215 amino acids. Gene Ontology annotation, molecular function: metalloendopeptidase activity. Gene Ontology annotation, cellular component: cytoplasm; membrane.